AUGAAUUCGUCUACCUUGGACACACCGGUUAUAAAUUACUACCCCUGGAGUAAUCCGCGGAAUAUAAUAUCGUUCGAAGUCUAUCAGUAUGCUUUGUACUACUUCAACACCGCGGUUAAACCCUUCUUGGUCCUGGUUGGCGUCCCCACCAACCUCAUCAACUGCAUGGUGUUCAGGAGCCAGGGGCUGAGGGACCGCAUGAACCUCUGUCUCUUCACCAUGGCGGCCGUGGACAUCACCUACCUCCUGUACUCGCUGGUCCUUGCUGUGGCUCUGUGGAUCAAGGUGGUGCAGCCUGUGGUGGGGGAGGAGCUGUACAUGAAGGCGCUGUACUACGCCCUGGGUGUCAGUCACGGGUGGAGGGAGGCAUCAGCCCUGGUGGGGCUGGUCAUCGCGGUGGAGCGGUGCAUCUGUGUCGUCUUCCCGCUAAAAGCUGCGUCGCUGAUGAAGACUCGAACCAUGGGCAUCCUGCUGGCCACCGUUGUCAUCUCCAUGCAGGUCGGCUUCAUCACGUGGCCUGUCAAACAAUAUGUCUUCUCCGUUUACGAUAACACGACUGGACAAAUCCGGUGGAAAACUGAGAUUUCGAGCCAGUGGCAGGCAAACUCUUUUUUCAUGUCAUUCACCGUUAUUGAAGACACGUUCAUGCUUGUCAUUCUGCCCACGGUCGCCUUAAUCGUUAUUUUUACCGCCACACUAAUUACAAUUAUCAAGCUGAAAGCGGCCAUGUAUUGGAGGAGAAAGAUGAGCUCAUUCGGCAAUAUGGCGCACAUCCAGCAGGUGGCGCUGACCCAGAUGCUGGUGUUGGUGUCGUGUGUGUACAUCACCUGCAAACUGCCCUGGAUCGCCGUCACCUUCACCAGCAUCCUUGACCCCGAGUUUUCCGACACAGGCAGCAACUACAACAUCUACAAAGUCUCGCAGCUGGCAGCACAGAUGUGUUCACAUGCAAACAGCUCUGUUCACUUCUUCAUUUACAUCUUCAUGUCGUCUCGUUUCAGAUCACAGCUUCGUGAACUGUUGUGUGCGACACCUGUCGGCAAGUAG
Molecule: messenger RNA, 1047 nt
Organism: Pomacea canaliculata
Lineage: Eukaryota; Metazoa; Mollusca; Gastropoda; Architaenioglossa; Ampullariidae
Exons: 1
Coding region: 1-1047 (348 amino acids)
Biological process (GO): G protein-coupled receptor signaling pathway
Cellular component (GO): plasma membrane
Molecular function (GO): G protein-coupled peptide receptor activity
Source: RefSeq, a predicted model, not a curated record